AUGUCUUCUCCAGCUUGGAAUGGCGCAGCAUCAUCCUCACCAGCAUAUAGACCAUCACAAACUAAGAAUCAACGACAAUUCAAGGGCUGUUCAAGAAUAACAGACUACGAAUUUCUAGAUAAGCUUGGUGAAGGUACUUUCGGUGAAGUUCAUAAAGCGAGAGACAAGCAAAGUAAUGAAUUAGUUGCGUUAAAAAGAAUUUUAAUGCACAAUGAAAAGGAAGGCAUACCCAUCACGGCUAUACGUGAAAUCAAGAUUCUCAAACAAUUGAGCCAUAAAAACAUUGUUCCUUUAAGUGACAUUGCGGUUGAAAGAGAAAAGGGGAGUAUUUACAUGGUGUUCCCUUAUAUGGAUCAUGAUUUGGCUGGUUUAUUGGAUAACCCAAAAGUGCGAUUAACCCCACCACAAAUUAAGACAUAUCUGAAGCAACUAUUGGAAGGGACCGCAUAUUUACAUCAUAAUCGCAUUCUUCAUCGCGACAUGAAAGCUGCUAACCUCUUGAUCAACAAUGAUGGUAUAUUACAGAUUGCAGAUUUCGGUCUUGCACGUGGCAUCGAAGACGAUAAUAAGGAAUACACAAACUGCGUUGUUACUAGAUGGUAUCGACCACCAGAGUUGUUUCUUGGUGAAAAACGAUAUACUAGCGCAAUUGACAUGUGGGGUGUUGGAUGUGUGUUCGGAGAGCUUCUUAAAUCAAGGCCUAUAUUACAAGGACAAGACGACCUUGAUCAAUUGAAAAAAAUCUUUAACUUGUGUGGUUCACCCAAUCAGGACAAUAUGCCUGGUUGGGAUAAACUACCAGAUGCUAACAAGACCAAGUUCGAAACAAGCGCACGCCAUGUUCGAGAUGAGUACAUCAAUUUCGAUCCUGUCGCUGCCGAUUUAAUGGACAAGUUGCUCGUACUUGACCCCACAAAACGUUUGACAGCGCUAGAAGCUCUUGAACAUGACUAUUUCUAUUCUUCCCCUUUGCCUGCCAACCCGACUGAGCUGCCCAAAUACGAAGCAUCACACGAAUUUGAUCGUCGAAAAGUAAAGCAAAGACGUCAUAAUUAG
Molecule: messenger RNA, 1056 nt
Organism: Mucor mucedo
Lineage: Eukaryota; Fungi; Mucoromycota; Mucoromycetes; Mucorales; Mucoraceae
Product: kinase-like domain-containing protein
Exons: 7
Coding region: 1-1056 (351 amino acids)
Biological process (GO): protein phosphorylation
Cellular component (GO): nucleus
Molecular function (GO): cyclin-dependent protein serine/threonine kinase activity; ATP binding
Source: RefSeq, a predicted model, not a curated record